AUGGGCGGCGACCCGGGGAAGGUCAUCAAGAACAUGAAGGGCGCGGCGCAGAAGUACCUCGGCGUUGGCUUCCUGCUCGGCUUCUUCCUCGUGCUCCUCACCUACUUCACCGUGUCCGAGCAGUUCGCGAUCACGGCGCCCAACGCUGUUCGGAGGGCAUCACCGGGGCACGCGCACCCUUCGUCGUCGCCGAUCACCCCGGCCGUUGAAGAGAACAGGCAGCAGGCCCCUGUCAUAGAGGAGAAGCCACCCAAGGCAGUGCCUGCACCAGAAGAGAAGCCUCCAAAGGCAGAGCACGAGGCCCAAGAGAAUCCCCCACGCGUUGAAGUUGAAGAGCCCCACGCUGAAACAGAGGAGGACCAGCAGAAGCCUGUCUCAGGUGAUGAUGAUGGUAGGAGCAGUAGUAGUAUCGUCGGCGGCGAUGGCAUCGCCACGGAGAGCGCUCCGGCGAAGAAGCCGGCGUGCGACAUCCAGGGCCCGUGGGCGGCCGACGUGUGCGACAUCGACGGCGACGUGCGGAUCCACGGCUCCGCGGGCACCAUCCUGAUCGCGCCGUCCAUCGAGAGCGGCGGCAGCAACCCGAACCCGCAGGAGUGGCGCAUCCGCCCUUACUCCCGGAAGCACCAGGCCGGGAUCAAGGAGGUGACGGUGCGCGAGCUGGCGUCGGCCGCCGACGCGCCGGCGUGCGACGUGCGCUCCCCCGUGCCGGCGCUGGUGCUGGCCAUGGGCGGGCUGACGGGCAACUACUGGCACGACUUCAGCGACAUCAUGAUCCCGCUCUACCUCCAGGCGGCGCGGUUCAAGGGCGAGGUGCAGCUCGUCGUGGAGAACAUCCAGCCGUGGUACGUCGGCAAGUACCGUGCCAUCCUGGGGCGGCUGUCGCGGCACGCCGUCGUGGACAUGGACCGGGACGACCGCGUGCGGUGCUUCCCGGGCGCCGUGGUGGGGAUCCGCAUGCACAAGGAGUUCAGCAUCGACCCGGAGCGGGAGCCACGGGGCCACUCCAUGCCGAAGUUCACCGCGUUCCUCCGCGAGACCUUCUCCCUCCCGCGCGCCGCGCCGACGAGGCUGACGGGCGCCGACGGCGAGGAGGACGAGCGGGUGAAGCCCCGGAUGAUGAUCAUCUCGCGGCGGCACCCGCGGAAGCUGGUGAACGUUGACGACGUGGUGUCCCUGGCGCGCCGCGUCGGGUUCGAGGUCGUCAUCGGGGACCCGCCCUUCAACGUCGACGUCGGGGAGUUCGCGAAGGAGGUGAACGCCGUGGACGUGCUGGUGGGCGUGCACGGCGCCGGGCUGACCAACUCGCUGUUCCUCCCCACGGGCGCCGUGUUCAUCCAGAUCAACCCGUACGGCAAGAUGGAGCACAUCGGGGAGGUGGACUUCGGCAUCCCCGCCGUGGACAUGGGGCUCAAGUACAUCGCCUACUCCGCCGGCAUGGAGGAGAGCACGCUGGUGGACACGCUGGGGCGCGACCACCCGGCCGUCAGGGACCCGGAGUCCAUCCACCGGAGCGGGUGGGGGAAGGUGGCCGAGUACUACCUCGGGAAGCAGGACAUCCGGCUGGACCUCCAGCGGUUCGAGCCCGUGCUCCGCAAGGCCAUGCAGCUGCUCAGGGAGUAG
Molecule: messenger RNA, 1620 nt
Organism: Miscanthus lutarioriparius
Lineage: Eukaryota; Viridiplantae; Streptophyta; Magnoliopsida; Poales; Poaceae
Source: the annotation of a GenBank genome assembly